AUGCUGAACGGCACCUGGAAGCUCAUCUUCACGGACGCCGCAGACGCGACCUUCAAGAAGGGCAGGCGCGGCGCGGCGACCACCUUCCAGGAGGUCGACGCCGAGGCGGGCUGGUUCGUCAACUGCGUCGACUUCAGCGGCGAGUCGAAACUGCGCGGCUUCCGCGUCUUCGUGGAAGGCGUCGCCCUGGGCGACGCCCAUCAGGAGAUGCAGCUGAACUUCCGCAAGGUCAAGCUUCUCCGGCGGUCGCGCUGGCUCCUCGGCACGAUCACCAUCCCGCUGCCUCCGCCGGGGCUCCUGCGCUGGAUCGGGAGCCUUUUCGCUCGCCGCAAGGGCGGGGAGGUGAACCCGAGCAGCCGCGGCGCGGGCUUCCAGCUGCUGUACGUCGACGACGACCUGCGCAUGCACCAACCUUCGACGGUCUGUACUUUGUGCAGAGGCGCCUCGGCUGAUACGCCCUCCGCCGCUGGCGCGCGAGAUGGGCGCGGCGGUGCCCGUUUUCUGACGUUCGCCCGCCCUCCCGACGGCGGCAGCGCCGCGCACCCGCGUGCUGCCCGCGGUGCCGUGGGCACGAUCGUUCUCGGCGCACCCGUUGGCAUCUGCGCGUCGCAGCGGGCAGCAUGUCCAGAUGGUCAUCGCCACGAUGCGCACUGUCGUCGGAUACAGCCAGGACCCUGGGGAAGGGGAGCCAGUCAGUGA
Messenger RNA from Prorocentrum cordatum, 699 nucleotides. The record is from the annotation of a GenBank genome assembly. Lineage: Eukaryota; Dinophyceae; Prorocentrales; Prorocentraceae.